Molecule: messenger RNA, 687 nt
Organism: Amborella trichopoda
Lineage: Eukaryota; Viridiplantae; Streptophyta; Magnoliopsida; Amborellales; Amborellaceae
Source: RefSeq, a predicted model, not a curated record
GCCAUCGAGUUCAUAGAAAUCAGUUGCCACAUUUUCGAGCUUUUCUCGAUCAACACUUGUUCUGCAACACCAUUGAAUUGAUAAAUCUCUCAAAAGGAAACCCUAAUUGGAAUUUACAGUGAGCGAAGCCGAGACACCUAACUGUAGUCCAUAGAGGGUAGAGAAGAGAGAAAAGAGAGAAGCUUUAGAGAGAGUAAGAGAGAUUAGAGCGAAAUGGGAGAGGGAAGAGAAGGAGACUGGGAGUGUGGGGGUUGCCAGAACAGAAACUAUGCAUUCAGGUCCUUUUGUAACAGGUGCAAGCAACCGAGGCUUCUUGUCGACACCAAAACCCCAGCUGACUCCAAAUGGCUUCCUCGAAUUGGCGACUGGAUCUGCUCUGGUUGCAGUAACAACAAUUAUGCUUCAAGAGAGGUGUGCAAAAAGUGCGGGCAACCAAAGGAGGUAGCAGCAAUGCCAGCAAUUGCAAUGCCUGGAGCUCUCCCAACUCAUCCACAUUAUUUUGCCAGGGCACCAGGAGGACUAGGGUUAAAGAUGAACUUGGGCAUAUCAGGCCACUCUGAUCUUCAUCAGUCACUUCCAUCAGGCUCUAAUUGGUCCUAUGGAGGGGGUGAAAAGUAUUUCCAAACUGCAUCAGCUUGGCCCUAUGGUAGCAACACCAAUGGUGGAUUUCCAUCUACAAAUAAUCCA